CCAACCAAACGUUAAGCAAAACAAGAACAAGAGAGAAGAGUCCGCGACCAGCGUUUUUGCGAACGUCAAAACGUGCAGCUGUUCUCUUACAAAGAGAUCAUUCUGAAAGAAACUCUGAGAGAAAACACGUUAAUAUAUAACUGAAUAUAUCACUUUAAAACAGUCUUAUUUUCGAUGUUGCGAUUAUCGAUCGGCUUUAAACGGAUAAGUUAGAGUUCUCUCUUUCGAUAGAGUGUCAAGUGCAUGUAGAAAACAAGGAGUGAGGCGGAGUGAAGUGACACAAACGUCCCGACCGCGCCUAUCGUCGUUUUCCACCGGAUUUCUUAGUAGUUUUUUAGUGUUACACUUUAGAAUGGAUUAUCACCCUGUCACCUUUUCAUAAUCAGGUAUAAAAGAUAGAUCGAAAUGUAUAGGAAAUUGUCGAUAGUUUUGUUGCUCCUGGGAGCCGUCUAUGUAACAUGUAGAGAAAUUCCCUCUCCGCCUAGAAUCAUGAAACAACCACCUACAGAUGAAGUCCUUUUUCAAGUCCAAGCAGACGAAAAUUACAAACCAUUCUACAUUGAAUGCGAAGCCAUUGGAGAACCAGCUCCGAAAUAUCGUUGGAUUAAAAACGGGAAACCCUUUGAAUACCAAACUUACGAUAAUCGAAUUAUUCAACAACCAGGGAGGGGAACGUUGACUAUAACGCGACCGAAUAAUGAAGAUUUGGGUCAAUACCAAUGUUUCGCUGAAAACGAACAUGGCGUAGCUACUUCGAAUUCCGUUUUUAUGCGAAAAGCCGAAUUAAAUAAUUUUAAAAAUGUUGGUGUUUCCCCAAGGACAGGAAAUGAGGGCGAACCUUUUAAACUGGAAUGUCAACCACCGGAUGGUUGGCCCAAACCGAAAGUUUAUUGGAUAAAACUUUACACGACCGAUCAAUUUGAAACGAUUAACGAUCCGAGAAAAACUGUAGAUCCCGAAGGAAAUUUAUGGUUUACAAAUUUAACGAGACAAGAUGCGAGUGAAAACUUUAUGUACGCUUGCGGAGCCGGGUCAGUAACAAAAAGCGAAUUCAAAAUUGGGAAUCGAAUUAAAUUACAAGUUAGACCAACGGGAGUUUCAGCCGCGGAAAGCAAAUUCGCUCCAGUUAAACAAUACGUAACGAGAAAAAAUGAAGUUGGAAUAAGAGGAAAAAGUAUUGAAAUCUUUUGUAUUUAUGGUGGAACACCGUUACCACAAACAGUUUGGAAAAAAGAUAACCAACCCGUUGAAUUCAACGACCGUGUAACACCAGGAACGUUCGGAAAAUCUCUAAUAAUACGAUUAAUCGAUUUCGAAGAUAGGGGAACUUAUUCUUGCGAAGUUACCAAUGGAGCCCCACCAGCUCAAACAUACUCAGUUAAUUUAGACGUUCAAGCUAUACCUUAUUUUACGGAAGAACCAGAGUUUAUAAAUGCAGCUGAAGGUGAAACCGUCGCAUUUCGUUGUGCUGCUAAAGGUUUACCUGUACCAGAAAUCAAAUGGAUCCAUAACGGAAAACCCAUUGCUCAAGCGCCAUACAAUCCACGGCGAAAAGUGAAUCCAAAUAGUAUCGUCAUUGAAAAUUUAAUUAAAAAUGAUACCGGAAAUUACGGUUGUAACGCAACAAAUUCUUUAGGAUACGUUUACAAGGAUGUUUAUAUAAACGUCCUUGCUUUAGCACCAGAAAUUACUCAAGGACCGCAAGAUGAUGAAGCUGUUGAUGGGAAAGCUGUAAAUAUUACUUGUAGAGUAUUUGGAGCACCAAAACCCGCCGUUAAAUGGAUAAGAAAUGGCGAAGAAUUAACCGGCGGUAAAUUUAAAGUGAUGACAAACGGCGAUUUAUUUAUUUCUUCCGUACAAUUUGAUGAUAACGGCGAAUAUACUUGUUAUGCUGAAAAUAAAUUUGGCAACGCAAACGCUAGCGCUAAGUUUACAGUUCGACCUCAUACUUAUAUAUCGGAUGGGCCUGAAGAUUACGAAGUAGCUGCAGGUACUCAGGCGACUUUUCGAUGUAACGCAAUUGCCGAUGAAGAUUUAGAUUUACAAAUAAUUUGGUUGAAAAAUGGAAUACCUCUAGAUUUUGACCAAGAAGCCAGGUUUAUUAAAACUUCCGAUUACUCAUUAACAAUCACUAAAACAAUCGAAUUGGAUUCAGGAAAUUAUACAUGUAAAGCUAAAACUAGAUUAGACGAAGUGUCUGCUCAAGCAAGAUUAACUGUUCAAGAUGUUCCAAACGCUCCACAAAUGUCAAACGUUAAAUGUAAUGAAUUGGAUGCCACAAUUGAUUGGACGCCCAGAGGUGAUAAUCGAGCUGGAAUUUUAAGAUAUAUUAUUCAAUACAAUACUAGUUUUACCCCGGAUACUUGGGAAGUAGCUUCUGAUAUGGUUCCUCAAUCUCAAACAAAUUAUAACGUCCCAAUGAGUCCAUGGGCAAAUUAUACAUUUAGAGUAAUAGCUGUAAAUAAAAUUGGUUUAUCUAUACCUUCAUCUCAUUCAGGGGUUUGUACGACGCAAGCGGAUGUUCCGCAUAAAAACCCAGAUAAUGUUGAAGGUGAAGGUACCCAACCAGACAAUUUAGUGAUAAAAUGGACUCCUAUGCCGGAAAUUGAACAUAAUGGUCCGAAUUUCGAAUACGUCGUUUAUUACAAAUUGGAUAUUCCUGGUAUACCAUAUGAAGAGAGGGUAGUUUCUGAUUGGAGAACGGGACAAAAAGUUAUUGGAGGCCAAAGAAGUUUCCAACAAUAUAAAAUAAAAGUUAUUGCGAAAAAUCAACAGGGCGAAGCGAACGUUUCACCAAAAGAAGUUAUUGGAUAUUCAGGGGAAGAUAUACCUUCUUUAGCACCAACGAAUUUUACAGUCGAAAAUAUACAAAGUGCGACGGCGGCUUUAUUAAGUUGGAACCCAGUUCCUUUAGAAAGUGUUCAUGGACACCUUAAAGGUUAUAAGAUAAGAACUUGGACGAAUACAAGUGCUGCUGAUCACGAAAUUCAAGUCCAAGGUGAAGCGACAAAAGCCUUAGUAACCAGUUUUGUACCAUUUUCCAAAAAUUACGCUCAAGUUUACGUUUAUAAUGGGAAAUAUAACGGCCCUCCAAGCGAGAUUUUAAGUUUUGAAACACCAGAAGGCGUCCCCGGACAAAUGUCAUCAUUAGAAGCUUACCCAAUGGGUUCUUCCGCUUUUCUAUUAGUAUGGCAAAAACCUGAUCAACCAAACGGAAUUUUGACCGGAUAUAAAAUUUCUUAUGCCGUUGUUAAUGGAACAGCGGUUGGUCCAAAAUCGACGAGAGACCCACAAAUCAACGAUCCAAAUAUCUUACAAGCCAAGUUAGCUGGAUUAUCGCCAAACGUAAAAUAUCGAAUAUAUAUUUCCGCAACAACCGCGACAGGAGAUUCAAAAGAAUACUUCAUUGAAAGAUCAACCAAGCCGGAAGGAUACGCAAUGCCUUAUUCACCUAAAUUCGUAUGGAAUCAAGAACCGUUAAAAGGAAAUUACGCUAGCGUGAAAGUCAGAUGGUUACCAAACUACGACAGAACAGGUUCACACUUUUUCGUUAAAUACAGGAAGAAGGGUGAAGUUGAAUUUAUGCGAACGGAAGAUGAAUAUAAAGAAGAUUGGAUUGUUAUUGAUACAUUAAAACAAGGCGAAUUAUACGAAUUUGUAAUUGUGGCCGUCGAUGGAACCUAUAUGGUAGCUAGCGAACCUCAAGACGUCGAUACCGGUCUUGAAGGUCCCAUUAUUCAACAUAGAGAAAAUGUCGCCACUGCCGGAUGGUUUAUUGGAAUGAUGUUAGCCAUAGCAUUUUUGUUAUUAGUUUUGAUAAUCGUUUGUAUCGUCAAAAGGAAUCGCGGCGGAAAAUACGCCGUUCACGAGCGCGAACAAGCGAAUGGAAGGCGGGAUUAUGGAGACGAAGGGGGUUUCCAUGAGUAUUCUCAACCUUUGGACAAUAAAUCUCAUGGUAGAGCUUCUAUGAGUAGUGAGCCUAAAAUGGAAGCUGGUAGUGACACCGAUUCAAUGGCCGAGUAUGGGGAAGGAGAUACAGGAAGGUUUACCGAAGACGGCUCGUUUAUAGGACAAUAUGUUCCUAGCAACAUGAAGCAAAUCAGCCCUGCGCCUCCCAUUUCCGGCGCACACACUAACGCCCUCGCCACCUAUGUUUGAAAAUUUUUUUAUGAUUAAAAAAAAGUGUUUGAAUUUGGGUUAAUUCUCUCUUUUUUGCUUUACUUUGAACUAAAAUGUGUAAAAGGCAGGCACUCUUUGACUUUUCUCUUAUAAUUUUGACAAUUUUUUUAUAUUUGUAUUUAAUUUUUUUUAUUUUUUUGAUUAAAGUUUUUUGUGGCAUAAGUCCCUCCCUUAUGUUCCACUUAUUGUUUACUAUUAUUAUUUCUUUUAUUUUCGUGGGGUUAACAUUCGUCCAUUCACCUAGGUUUAUUAUUAUAUAGGUUUAUAACUAGGUUUAUAUAUAUAAAAAGCAUAUAUAUAUUAUUUUUUGGAAUAAAUUUUUUAUUUUUUAUUAAUUUACCUUCGUUUUUUUCCUCAGUAUUCGUCUUAGUUGAUAAUUUAUUAAUUUAAAUUAUUAGUUUUCUAGGUGUAAUUAUUAUUAUAUAGUGACUUAGUUUAAAUUUAGGUUUAAGUUUAUUCAGGGCCAAGAAAAAAUAUUUAAAUUAAACGAGCAGCUGAAAUAGCAAUAAUAACGGUUAUUUAAGGACAAUUAUUAAUUUUGUUUAUAUCCAAACACUGCCUAAUUUAUAAUUUUUUACAUAACAAGAAUUAUGAAUAAAGUAUAAGGAAUUAGCAAUACAUUUAGAAGACUUAGGCCCUUUUAAUUACGUUUCAUUAAAAAAGAUUUUUUAUUUAUUUUUGUCCUGUUUGCAGAUAAAAAAUAAAUCAAAAUUUUUCUAUUGGGUCGAAUAAUCUCUUUGUUAUGGGCGGUGCUAAAGUUAAUUUAUUUGUUAAUAGUUGUUGGUCGUUAGAUUUAAACAUUAAUAAAGCGGGUUGUUUGAAUUUGAAUUGAAAGAACAUUAUUUCGAAACGAUUUUCAUUAGAAAAAAACCGAAUCAAAGUUAGUUUAUUUAUUAUAAAGUUGGCUUUUGUGCGUGUGUUUGUUGCUGUGCACGAUUUCUUUAUAUACAUAUAUUAAUUAAAAAGAUGGAGAAAAAAUAUAAUAAAACAGGACGCAAAAUGGACUGCACCGAUUAGAAAAUAUAUGUGGAUCAUUUCCGAUUGUAAAACUAAUUUUUUUACGACCCUUUUUGUUAAAAAAAUAUUCAAGUUUUACAAUUAUUAAUGACGAUUUAUUGUAUAGAAAUGUAUAUGCUUAAACUUAAAAAAACUCAUUUAUUGUAUUGUAGAUUUUCUAUUUAACGAUUAAGAAAACAAAAUAUUGACGAAAGAUGGAGAAUGGAAAAUUCUAAUUGAAAAUUGUGCUUCGCGCAUCUUUUUUAUAUUAAUAAAAUAUAUAUAUUUAAACAUU
Messenger RNA from Onthophagus taurus, 5470 nucleotides. RefSeq names its product Neuroglian (gene Nrg). The record is from RefSeq and is a predicted model, not a curated record. NCBI's taxonomy places the organism in Eukaryota, Metazoa, Arthropoda, Insecta, Coleoptera, Scarabaeidae. Gene Ontology annotation, molecular function: cell-cell adhesion mediator activity. Gene Ontology annotation, cellular component: plasma membrane; axon. Gene Ontology annotation, biological process: axon guidance; brain development; cell-cell adhesion.